ACGCCUUUAUUCUUUUCCCCACCCCUGACUCCGCCCCGGCUGUUUUUUCUUUAGUCUCUUUUGCUGCGGAGGUUUUACACCCCCGGCGGCCACCGUAGGUCAGGGUCACAAGAUGGCAGCCUCCGUUUUAGCGAGGGCCGCGAGAGCUACAGGAAUCUUACGAUCUGUGAAUGUUUUGGCAUCUUCAGCCUUUCGAAACUAUGCCAAGAAUGUCUGUCUUAAUUCCACGCUGUCCACUGGACAUUUUAGUCUUACUCACACACCAGUUGUUUCUUCUGCUCCCCGGUUUGUCACAUCUGUCAGAAAUCUGACAUGUGGAUAUACCACAACAAUCCUUAAUAGAGUGGCUCCCUUGCUUCCCAGCGUCCUGACAGUGCCAGUCAGAACUGUAACAUACUACAGCGCACGAAAAGGCAAGAGAAAGACUGUGAAAGCUGUUAUCUAUCGGUUUCUUCGACUUCACUCUGGCCUUUGGCUCAGGAGAAAGUCUGGUUAUAAGAAAAAAUUAUGGAAAAAGACAGCUGCAAGAAAGAAACGCUUGAGGGAAUUUGUGUUCUGCAAUAAAACCCAGAGUAAACUCUUAGAUAAAAUGACGACAUCCUUCUGGAAGAGGCGCAACUGGUAUGUUGAUGAUCCUUAUCAGAAGUACCACGAUCGAACAAACCUGAAAGUAUAGAUCAGAAGUUUUUAAUUGUUAUUGAAUCUGUAUCUUUGUGUAUAAGAUGUCUUUGCAAAAAUGACUAAGUAUAAAACAAUAAAUUUUACUAGCUGAUAUGUA
Molecule: messenger RNA, 778 nt
Organism: Cavia porcellus (domestic guinea pig)
Lineage: Eukaryota; Metazoa; Chordata; Mammalia; Rodentia; Caviidae
Gene: Mrpl35
Product: mitochondrial ribosomal protein L35
Exons: 4
Coding region: 113-676 (187 amino acids)
Biological process (GO): translation
Cellular component (GO): ribosome; mitochondrion
Molecular function (GO): structural constituent of ribosome
Source: RefSeq, a predicted model, not a curated record